AUGUCGUCAGAUCCUGGUGAUUUAAACGUAUUAACACCUGGGCAUUUCCUGGUCGGUGGCCCUUUAAUGUUGCCUCCUGAACCUGACCACUCGACAGUUCCUCAAAACCGAUUGCGCAGAUUCAAGCUUAUGCAAGCACAAUUUCAAAUAUUUUGGAAGCGAUGGCUGUCAGAGUACCUGCCCCAAUGUCAAAGGAAGGGAAAAUGGCUAAAAAGAACUCGAAGUGCUGUGGUCGGCGACAUUGCAAUAUUAAAAAACGAAUUGUUACCACCGUUACAAUGGCCUCUGGUCCGGAUAACAGAGAUUCAUCCAGGGCGAGACGGUAUUGUUAGAGCAGUCACUGUGCGCAACUCUGCGGGUCAAUUAUUCAGCCGUCCAGUGGUGAAGCUGGCAUUUCUACCAACACCUGAAGAUGAGAAUCAGGAUACAGCUGUCUAG
This is a messenger RNA of Macrosiphum euphorbiae (potato aphid), 438 nucleotides long. NCBI's taxonomy places the organism in Eukaryota, Metazoa, Arthropoda, Insecta, Hemiptera, Aphididae. The record is from the annotation of a GenBank genome assembly.